This is a messenger RNA of Engraulis encrasicolus (European anchovy), 399 nucleotides long. RefSeq names its product pancreatic triacylglycerol lipase-like. NCBI's taxonomy places the organism in Eukaryota, Metazoa, Chordata, Actinopteri, Clupeiformes, Engraulidae. Gene Ontology annotation, molecular function: protein binding. The transcript is spliced from 3 exons. The record is from RefSeq and is a predicted model, not a curated record. The annotation marks the transcript as partial.
GUUACGAUUAUCACGUCAAUGUCACUAUUGAUGGCGCCAUGACCAACCCUGCAUACUUCAAAGUGGCCCUGUAUGGUGAAUCCACAAACACCAUCCAGUACAGGAUCUACAUUGGUACCGUGACGCCAGGCAAGAGUUACGCGAACGACAUUAAGACUAAGGUGGACGUCGGCGAGAUAACACAUGUCAAGUUCGUCUGGGACGACUACCAUGUCAACCCUCUGGCCAAAUUCGGAGCCUCUCGCAUCGAAGUGACCAGAUUCCGGGACAACAAGAUGUUUGUGUUCUGUGGAGACGAGAAGCUGUAUGAGAACCAGCUGCAGACCCUGCAGCCAUGUCCCGCUCAGUAAACAGAUGCACCCAUGUAAUAUGUUAUUAUUAAUAAAGACCUUGUUCUCA